AUUUGUUUUAGUGGCUUGUGUACAGAUAGCCUCAUCUUUAGAUAGCAAGGGAAACCUUUAGAACACUCUAUUACAAGAAAAAAAGAAUGUUUGCAGAGACUCUGACCUUUCAGAUCUCUUUUCUGUAUUAUAAAACCCUACAAGAAUUAAAGUUCUGUAAAGUAUUAAUCAAUAACAACAUAUCUGAAUUGUAGCUAGCAAGAUAUAUUCAUUUAGUCACCAAUAAGGCCAAAGUUCUGUACAUGUUCAAUGAAAUCGUAAAAACCCAGUUUACUUGUGGCCACAAUGAUAAAAUUUAGGCCCUGGUACGCACUUUUGACAAAUUAGGAAUUCAACUUCUGACAAAUGAUGAAAAUGUGGGUCGCUAGAGUAUAGUCGUGCCAAAUUUUAAUUACCUUAAAUUAAGUUAACUCUAAUUAUAGAAUGAAUGUAAAAUAAGCGACUUUUUUUAAGAGUUCAGAACAUACGGCUUUUGAGUUUUUAACUUUAAUCGGUUCAGCAAGUUCGACGACGACCUAAAGUUUAUCUUCAUAGGAAGUUGUUGCCUUGGCGAUUACUAGAGCGACUAACAAACUCUCCAUCAAAACGAGAUUUACCAAUAAAGCUAAAGAAGGCAAACAGAAAUAUUGUUCGGUACCACUUGCCAAGGUCAACGAUUGUCAUGCAAAUGGUGAAACUGUAAACAAAUGUUGGGACGCUGUAGUUUCAUGGCAACAGUCUUUAAGUUAAUGUUUAUUCGAUAAUGGCAUGCUUUGUGGGAAUCUUGAAGAGGCUAUCAUUUCAGAAUACUAGGAGAUGGUGAUGAAAGUUGUAUCUAAGAAGUGAUUUCAAAAUGGAUGGCGUUGUCCAUCAAGGAUCAAAUAAUGUAUAUGAAUCAUUGGAAGAAGAGGAAGAUGAUGAAUCUGAAGAUAGUGAAUCUGACAAUGCAGUUCCUUUAACUGGCAAAAGCUCUAUAACAAGCCAGGUCUCUUCAACCCAGUCAGGCAUUAGAGUGAAAUCUGGUUCAAAGAAAAAGAAACCAACAAAAAAGAAAAGAUCUCGCAUUCUUGCUAAUUUGGCAGCCACAAAGUUUUCAAUUGUAAGAAAAGUUUGUAGUGACUUGGGAAUGAAGGUUAUUGAUACAGAUAGCCCAGAUUGUAUGCUCAUCUGGAGUGAUUCUCCUGUCACAGUUGAUAGGAUUGUGGACCUCAAACUUUUUCAGAAAAUAAACCACUUUCCUGGUAUGUGUGAAAUCUCACGUAAAGACACAUUGGCUAGAAACAUGUCAAAAAUGCAAAAAGACUGCCCAGAUGAAUUCAACUUUGUACCUCAAACUUGGAACUUUCCUGGAGAAUAUACCGCCUUCCAGUCUUAUCUCAGGGACCUGAAAAAGAGAAAGAAACACAAAACAUUUAUCAUCAAGCCUGCAAAUGGUGCUAUGGGAAAUGGUAUCAAACUUACACGAAGUGCUGAUAAACUGCUUCCACACAGUCAUGAGAAUAUAAUUGUUCAAGAAUACAUUGAAAAGCCCCUACUGAUGGAUAACUUCAAGUUUGAUCUUCGAAUCUACGUUUUGGUGCUUUCCUGUGACCCACUCAAGCUUUUCAUAUAUGACGAUGGAUUAGUUCGAAUGAGCACAGUGGAAUACUCGGCUCCAACUGAUGCAAACAUUACUUGCCAAUUUAUGCAUCUAACGAACUAUUCUGUGAAUAAAUACAGUGAUGCCUUCGUCAAAACAUCAACUGAAGACCAAGGUUCAAAAAGGACGUUGAAAUUCUUCUUUGAAUGGUUGAAAGAGCAAGACAAGAAUCCUGACCUUGUUUGGUCCAGUAUACAGGAUGUCGUCGUAAAAACGUUGCUGGUGGCUGAACCCCAUGUUUAUCGUGCCUACCAUGUCUCAAGACCAAGCGAUCCCGGAGGAAGUGAAAGCGUUUGCUUUGAAAUUCUGGGAUUUGAUAUUCUCAUAGACAAAAAGCUAAAACCGUGGGUCCUGGAGGUUAACAGAGCGCCAAGUUUCGGUACCGACCAGCCUUUGGAUUAUGCUAUCAAGCGAAAUAUGCUUCGAGAUGCUUUCAAACUGGUGAAUAUAAGGUUAAGCGACAGGCGAAGAGGCAUUGCUCAAGAAAAAAGAGAAGCUCGCAAACGCCUUCUUAGGCCAGUCAAAAGAAGUGAAAGUUCUUCGAAAGAAGAUCGAAGGAAACAGAUAAUAGAACAAAAACGCAGUGAGCUGAAAGUCAGACUUGCCGAACUCCGUCGGGAUGCUGCCAAGGAAGAUUACGAAAAUCGUCACAUGGGGAAUUUUAUACGAAUUUAUCCAUCAAACGACAACGUCAAGAAUACGAGGUACAAAAAGUUAGCAGAAGCCGCCGCAAAAGUAUUUACAGGUCGACCUUACUUGCAAAAGGAGGCUGCAAGACAGUUUCAUUCUCUAAAGGAAGAAGAAGUUAUUGAGCUGUUAGAGCAGGCAGAAGAUGACGAUGAAAGGCUGCUUCUCAAUGACCUCGACGAAAUCUCCGUCAAGCCGCCAAAGCCUUUGAUGUCAAUGCCUUCAGCAAAGCCUCCUGCACGGAGUGAAAGUGUCUCAGACCUGCAAAGCAAGCCGCAAGUUAAGCGACCGUACUCGUCCACAAGCGACCGCAUUCGGUGCGGACAGAUUCAUGCACUCGCAAAGCAUAAAGGGAUUAGUAAAUCGAUGUCGUCAUUGUCCCUGGAGGCGCAGAAACAAGAGGAUCAGUCUUCAGCCAACUGUUUUUGUGGUGAUGCCAAUGAACUUACAAGAGAAAGCUUGCAUGCCCUUAACAAUAUGAAGAUAAAGUUUCCCGGAAAGUCGAAUGAGGAGGCAUCCAGGCUGCUUGAUAGUAUAAUGGAAAACUGGAAAUACCACAAACCAAAAGUUGCGUCAUAUUGGCUAGUGAAACUUGAUUCCGUCAAGCGCAAAAAGGUCAUCGAUAUUGUCAAAGGAAAUGUCCGUGCUAUAAUACAAAGAAUUUGGAGGGUCCCAGAUGUCGAUUCCUUGCGCCUUUGUCGAAUGUUCAACAAAAUAAUGAACAGGCUGCUUGCCAAUCAUGGACAAGGGUUAUGGAAUUGUUUUAACACCAAUGGGGACUCUUGGGAAAGUGUAAUAAACAAGGGAACAGAGAGUGUAACAACGCUUGAAAUGAACUGUUGCCGAAGGGUGGUGCAACUAUGUAGAGAAUGCCUCUUGGUCGUAUACGAAUUCGCAUCUCAAGCAGAAGCAUCUCAAACGAGUUUUCAACAAAAUUCCGCAUCUUUUAACCCAACAGAGUCGUUUCACAGCAAGCCAAUGCAUCAUAUCAGCAGCCGAUUUUCCGCAGGCCAGCAGUUCUCUGGCCAAAGGUAUAGUAGAACUGUUCAAAAAAUAGACCAUAGAUAGAGGGAGAGAUCUUUAUCAGCUAAUAAAUUACUUUUUUAUUGCUAUUAUAUAUUUUAUUAGGGUUCGUAACUUUAAAGUAAAAGAGGGGAAAACAAUUCUAAUAUAGAAUUUAAUAGAUAUAUUUUUAACCUAUUCUCGUCGCUAAAUGUUUCUGAACGUUUUAAGGUUUAUGAACUUAAGGUUUAAGGUUUAGCUUUCAAUUUUGCUGAAAUGUUCGCAUAUUUUUAUUCCAAUUUCAAGACCAAAACGAUUACAAUUAAUCGAUAGCAACAAUUGAAUAAUUUUGUAGUUUUUAACCUGUUUAAAAUUUGCCAUUAUUUUUAUCAUUACCCUGCAACAUGUUUCUAGUACAGAAGUUUUUCUAGAAACUUGAACUUUCUUGAUGACCGCAUAUGAUAUAUUUUUUUCGAAUUCUAAGCUCUUCACUAAAUGAUUUAUUAAGUGACUUGCUUCUUUAUUUCAAACGAAUCAUUUGAAAAUAAAUAAUUAUUCCACCUGUACAAAAAGAUAACCAGCAUCAAUUGGGUUUGUCCAACCCCCUUUAUUAUUUCUCUUUGCCUCAGCCCUUCUGAGAAAUCCAUCCAUCCAUGGUUAUUAGUCAUUUUGUAGCACCUGCUCAAUAACAAUGCUGAAACAGGUUGCAAAUUCACAUCCCAAAAUCGAGAAACCUUUGAGAACAUAUUCUCCUAUUGCCUUCUACUUCGAUUUAGCUGUGAGCUUUAUAGUUUGAUUCAAUACGUCUUAUGGGUUAUGUGACAAUGAAUUUUCGUCCCUAUUUGUUUGAUCAUUACCAAUCACGCUGUAAAAUUUUUUCUCGAUCUUUUUGAUGCAUAACCGUUCAUUCAAAUAUCGUUUUUGAAACUACUAACAGAUACACUGUAAAUCUAGUAAUUGAUAAUAUUUUGUUAAUAAAGUGAAUCGAUGUA
Messenger RNA from Rhopilema esculentum, 4299 nucleotides. Its product is annotated as tubulin polyglutamylase TTLL7. Lineage: Eukaryota; Metazoa; Cnidaria; Scyphozoa; Rhizostomeae; Rhizostomatidae. Gene Ontology annotation, cellular component: ciliary basal body. Gene Ontology annotation, molecular function: tubulin binding; tubulin-glutamic acid ligase activity. Gene Ontology annotation, biological process: microtubule cytoskeleton organization; protein polyglutamylation. The record is from RefSeq and is a predicted model, not a curated record.